GUAUGAUACCUUUGCGGCACUGCGUUCUGACGGUCGGGUCGUCAUGUGGUCCUGCAGUCGCAACGCCUGCAUAGACCACCUCCGAGGAGUGCGGCUCCUGGCAUCAGCAAGGUAUGCCUUUGCGGCGGUUCUCGAAGAGGGCGGAAAAGUGGUCGCUUGGGGCGAUGUCAAUCAAGGCGGUGAUAUUGGUGCUGCAGCCGAGGAUCUCGUGGACGUUUGCCAGAUCGAGGCCACGAGUUCGGCCUUCGCUGCUCUUCGUUCGGAUGGCGUUGUCAUCCCCUGGGGCGAAGCAACUUCAGGCGGUGAUCCCGGGCCCUUUGAAGGAGUUCUCCGCAGAGGCGGUUUCUGCGACAUCCAGGGCUCCGGAAAGGCGUUUGCCGCAAUCCACCGGGAGGAUGGCAGUGUCGUGACCUGGGGCUCCUGCGAGGGAGGCUGCGAGCAACAUCGGGUGCAGUCAAUUGCUGCAACUUCUUUUUCAUUUGCAGCCCUUCGGAUCGAUGGCAGCGUAGAGGCGUGGGGAAACCAUCGAUAUGGUGGUGCUUUGGACCUCAAGAAGAUCGAGGAUCUCCAGGAGGUCGUCCAGCUCUGCGGAAACGGCGGAGCCUUCGCAGCGCUUCGCAGCGAUGGCCGCGUGGUGGUUUGGGGCCACCCAGAUUAUGGAGGUGAGGAAGACUGCUCCAAUCUCACCGACGUGCGGGAGCUCCGCGCGACUUAUGGCGCCUUCGCCGCCAUUUGUGGGGACGGAAAGGUCGUCACCUGGGGCGACCCGCUUGAAGGUGGCGGUUCGAGCUUCAGCUCCUGA
Molecule: messenger RNA, 802 nt
Organism: Symbiodinium necroappetens
Lineage: Eukaryota; Dinophyceae; Suessiales; Symbiodiniaceae
Source: the annotation of a GenBank genome assembly